AUGCAGCUCUCUUCGAGGAGAAGCGGUACUUUCCUACUCGCCGUUCUCUGCGCGACAUGGAUGGCUUCCGCUGCUUCCGUUCAGGUGGCACGCAGCAACAUCGAUGCAGAGCUUACCUCUAAUCAGCUUUCUUCUCGGUCAUCGGCAAAUGUGGACACUCCUACCAGCCGGAUCGUCACGAGACACGGAGACCACGAAGAUGGUGAAGAGCAAGAUGCACAAGACGAACAUGAGCACGAGCACGAGCAUGACUUGACUCACGAGAUGACCAUGCCGGUGCAUCCCUACCAGUUUGUCGAGGCUCACGACGAGGAUCACGAACACAUGCCCCAAGCUGCUCAUAUGGACUCGCCGCACCAGCACGAAGACGAGCACGAACAUGAACACGCCCAUGGCCAUGGCCACAGCCACGGUCACGACGAUAUGCAAGCUACAGGUCCCUCGCCCGCAUCCAUCCCUGAUGCCACAGUUGCCGGCACCGAGCUGCGAGACCUUCCAGUGUGGCACGCACACAAAGGGCACGGUCACUCGCACGGUUCCGGCCCCGCCCUCGAGAAGCUCAAUGAGACGAGCCUCUUCCGUGCACACGGUCCGGAUCCGCUCAGCUACCUCGAAUGGGACUUUGGCUUCGGUCUCGGCUCGGCUUCUGAGCUUCGACGCUUCACCACCAACGCCGAUGUACUCGCCGGAAAGCCAAAGAUGGGCGUCGUAGAUGGACGAUGGAGGAAGUUUCUGGACGAGCAGGACUCUGAACAGCGGCAAAGUAUUGCUGCCGACAUUGCCUCGCGUCUGCCUGAGGGACAGGACCAAGAACCCAGCCGUCAUCGCGGCCUGCUGGUGCUUCACGUUGUGACUGCCGUGCUUAGCUGCUUUGUGCUGCUUCCCAUGGCGCUCGUGCUUCGUGCCGCUCACUCGACGCUGGCUCCAUUCGUCUCGCUGCUCUACCUGGCGAUGCUAGGUGGAUCCAUGUUCCUCUCUAUCCUCUACAAGGCGCUAACUCCUCGCCUCUAUCCAGGUAACGCGCACGGUUCCAUGGGCUGGGCCAUCCUGUGGAUCUCGCUCGCCACCCUUGGAGGCGACGUCUUCCGUCUCAUCGCUCAAAUCUGGUCGGCUGUUUCCGCUCUGAGGUCGCAGAAGCAAUCAGUUAACAGUGCAUGGCUUCCUACCAACAGCGCGGAGUUCAGCAAUGGCACACAUCGAUCGUGGAGGGAUGUAUUUGGCACUGUGCUCGGCCGUCAACAGCGCCCCGCGCAGAACAGCGAGACGUACGAUGCACUGGAAGAACAUGCAAUGCUGUCGGAAGAGGCGCAGAGCGACGCCCAGGAGCUCGACUUGGAGAAACACAUGCGUCAUCGACUCUCGUCGAGGCGUAGCCCUGGUAGCUCCCGCGCCGGCUCCGGAUCGGGCUCGCCUCAUCGUGUCCACUUUGACGAACACGCAUCCCCCGCAACACAUGGUGCUAGUGCAGAGUCGCUUGUGGAACCUGUCAACUGGGUUGGCAGUGGAAGCACCGCAGUCAGCAGCCCCAGACAGCGUGGACUGCAGAUGGACAACGUUCUGACAACAUCCCCGACCACCACGGCUUGCAACACGCCUCGCAACUCGAUCUUUGGCGGCGAAUCGGCUUCGCUACCUCUCCUCAACGGCAAGACGUUCGCACUCUGGAGCGAGCAUACCCGCGAGAAUCACGUUGCCUCGCCACAAGAUGGGCUCAAGGACGGCAUGCCUUUGCCCACCAAGAUGCGCUCUGGCCGUCUGGACACGGUUCGCACCAUCGCGAGGUACACGCGUGUGGUAGCGGCUCGCUCGCUUCCCAUCCUGGCGUUUGCGACCUCGUACACAGGACUGGCUGUGUACACGGGCUCGUGCCGCGGAGGCUACAAGAACGUUUGCCUCGCUCACGGCAUCAAGGGCGGUAUCUUCUUCUGGUUUGGUCUGCUCACGUUUGGACGCUACCUCGGCGCCUAUGCCGACUGCGGAUGGGCGUGGAACAAGCGACCCAGUGCCCAAGCGGUGAGCGCAGGACGUGGACUGGCAGCGUGGCGACGAAGCAUGCCCAGCGCCGAGUUUGUCGAGUGUCUUGUCAUUUUUGUCUAUGGAGCUAGCAACACGUGGAUGGAACGCUUUGGCGCUGCUCCGGGCGAUCCCUACACGAUCAAGCAGAUCCAGCACAUCUCGAUUGCCGUCAUGUUCUGGUUCGCAGGCUUGAUGGGAAUGCUGCUCGAGACCAAGACGAUCCGCAACAUGCUGUCGUUCCCGAUCGCCUAUCACCAUGUCGCGGCUGUUCCUCUGCGCGAGGCUCGACGACGUCGAAGGGGUCAUUCCCGCCGUAGCGGGGAGCAGCUAUCGCGACGUGGCCAUGGCGAGGCUGCAGCAGAUGCCGACCUGGACAUGCUGGUGGAAGCGCAGACGCAGCCAGCAUCGUACUCGGCGUCCUUCAACCCUUUCCCGGCACUCGUAAUUGGCGUGACCGGCGUGGCGAUGGCAGCCCACCACCAAGACUACCAGUACGAAGUAGAGAUUCACAUGCUUUGGGGCCAGCUGCUAGCAGGAUUUGCGCUGCUGCGAUGCCUCACGUACUUCUUGCUGUGGCUGCGCCCGCCGACGGCGUCGGUUCUGCCCUCUCGUCCGCCUACCGAAGCGUUGGCUGCCUUCUCGCUGUGCUGCGGCGGGCUCGUGUUUAUGCUGAGCAGCGAGGAGGUGUCCUUCGCAGCGAUGCGUAGCGGCUACGGUGACUUUAUGGCGAUCCUCAACGUCGCCGUUGCGGUGGUAGCGCUGUUGUUCUGCUGGACGACCGCGCUGAUGAUGCUCAAGGGCUGGGCGGUGCGUCGCGAGGUAAGGCGUACUCUGACGGAGCAGCAAGAGGCGAACGAGCCGGUGAGAUCUAGCUCGAACGCCUUGCAACUCGAUGUAUCGCACGCUGCAGCAGCUACAGCUGCUGAUGAAGAGGAGGAGGAUGAGGAGAGGGAGCGAGUACCACGGCACAUGCGCGCCAAUGUUGUGCCGGGCAACUCGCAGACAAUCGAGACUUCUCCUGUGUUUGUGCUGGACGAUGACGACGAUGACGACGAGACUGGCGCUGCCACCCACGAUACCUUCAAAUGA
This is a messenger RNA of Sporisorium graminicola, 3105 nucleotides long. RefSeq lists its product as uncharacterized. The record is from RefSeq and is a predicted model, not a curated record. The coding region runs from base 1 to 3105 and encodes 1034 amino acids. Lineage: Eukaryota; Fungi; Basidiomycota; Ustilaginomycetes; Ustilaginales; Ustilaginaceae. The transcript has a single exon.